AUGACAAACAAGAAAGGGCAAGACCCUAACUUAUACUGUGAUUUUCACAAAGAUUCGGGGCAUUUGACCGAUGACUGCUACAGUUUGCGCCAGGAAAUCGAAAGAGCGCUCAAAAGCGGCAAGCUAAGCCAUUUAGUGAAGAAUGUGCGCAAGGACACCCGUCAACUCCAGCGUCAUGAUGAAGGCAGCCACAAAAAGGUGAGACGGCUAGAGACUCACAUGGUCAACGGACCAAGAUACACCGCGAGAGAAAAAGGCAAACGGCCCUACGAGCCUUCUUGGCAAGAACAGCAAGUCAUAUUCCCAGUAGUGCGCGGCGGUCCUCGCGCUACACGACCCGUCGUCAUUACUGGCAUAAUUGGUCACUAUGAAACUGAAUACAUCUUCAUCGACCCAGGAAGCACAGCCGACAUCAUCUACGAACAAUGUUUCAACCAACUCGAUGAAGAAGACAAAGCGAGACUCGAGCCAGUCGAUUAUCCUUUGUCCGGCUUUUGCAAUGAAAUGGUCUUCCCUCUCGGGGCAGACAUCAUGGAUGACCCCCAUCAUCCAAUACUUGCAAGAGGGGGUGCUUCCCGAGAACAAAGCGGAAGCAAGAAAAAUCCAAAACAAAGCCCUACAGUACGAAAUGAACAGCGGUAUCUUAUACCGGAAAUCCUUCCUGGGACCACUACUGCGCUGUGUGGACCCCCAGGACGCGAAUUAUUUGAUAAGGGAAAUCCAUGA
Molecule: messenger RNA, 726 nt
Organism: Helianthus annuus (common sunflower)
Lineage: Eukaryota; Viridiplantae; Streptophyta; Magnoliopsida; Asterales; Asteraceae
Exons: 2
Coding region: 1-726 (241 amino acids)
Source: RefSeq, a predicted model, not a curated record